Heterotrigona itama is the source of this 4874-nucleotide messenger RNA. The record is from the annotation of a GenBank genome assembly. NCBI's taxonomy places the organism in Eukaryota, Metazoa, Arthropoda, Insecta, Hymenoptera, Apidae.
AUGAGAUCGACGUUCGUCGAGGACUGGCAAGCAUCGGCGAUCGUCCCCGCUGCAAUCGCUGCGGUGCGAGUUCAACGAGUUAGUAGCAUGGGCAUGUAUGUGUGUGUCUGUCUGUCUGUCUAUCUGUCCGAAUCGCAGCACGUUGAACGUCCAACUUCAUCGUAAUAUGUAUAUGUUCUCUAUACGUGUGUACCUUUCACCCUGUGUGUGUCUAUACAUAUAUAUACACGUAUUUCUACACUUUCGCACGUAUGUACGAAAGUAUUUUACACACGUGUAUGUAUAUAUAUGUACUACGUACCCUACUUUAGAUUACCGUAUUUUUAAGGAUUUACGUGAUUUGCUUCGGAGUGGCGAUGAUUCGGGAGCAUGUAAUUUCGACUUUAAUCGUACAUAUUUUUUUACCCAGUGAAAGAGAAAAUAAGAUGUUCGAGAGUUUUUCAACUGAAAGGUUUUAAUUCUUCUGUGGGAUAUCUGGAUUUAGAUGUAAAUUCUUAAAUCAAGAUUUUUUUCAAUCAGAAUCUCUUAGAUUUUAGAUUCUCGCUAUUGAUGAAAUCCCGAGACUGACAAGAUUUCUCAAUGAGAAUUCCCGCUCGUCUAUAACUUUCAUACCUAGUCUUGACAGUCAAAGUGCUUGAUGCAUCUCUGAGAGACAAUUGAAAUUGUUACCUCGAUUCUCAAGUUAUCGCCACGUCGAAUCAGGCCAUUUUGUUAAAUGUACUCCCUACGCGACUCACGCCGAGCUUUUGCACGCUUACGAGGUGGCUGCCAAGAAACGUGACCUCUGAGUGCUGAGUUCGAUGGUUGUUGAACUGUUCUAUAGAUGUGCAUGAGAGCCUGAUCGGUAUGAUCGUUUGAGAAUACAAAUCCACCGGUUAUGGUUACGUGUUGUUUUCACACAUGCAAAUGUGUCCUGAUGAUUUCUUCUCUCUCUUUUUUUUUUCUUUUUUUUUUUUUUAUUUUAUUUUAUUUCAGAGAUGCGAACGACGUCGUUCUAUUUUCGGAAAUGAAGACUGAUAGAAAAGUCUUUUCAAAUGUGAAAACAAAGUGUAAAUACUUCGUUGUAAAUUCGCGUAAAUUUCAGUCAGGGAUUUAAAGUCACCGUGUUGCUCGUCGAUCAAUGUUUAAUUAACUUUUCAUGCCACGGUGAGCUUAAGGUAACUCGAAGGAAAUGUUGAUCUAAUCUAGUUACCUGUUGCCCCCGAUAUCUAAGAAUACGAAAGACUGAAGGAAAAUGUAUUUGAAACGAAAUGAAACUAUCCCCGUGGAUAAUGUUUGUGGAAACUGCAAUCAUGGAGAACGAAAACAAAGAGCUGGAAUUUUUUUUUUUUAGCCGGUACGACAGGAAACAGGUAACUUUUCAAAUAGCUGGUCCCAAUUUGCGACUUACAAGUCACUCUCUAAAUAUUUUAUAUUCAGCUCGAAAACUCGAGUGCCUUCAAAGUUUGAGUGCUUCCAAAGUUUAAAAAAAAAAUUUUGAAGUACGUGGAUUUGGAAGUUUGAACGUUUCAAGAUUUAAAAAUUUUCUAUAGGUUCAAGCGUCUGGAAGUUUGGAAAAACUGUUUGCGUAAAGUGCGCGUAUACUCGAAUGUUUUAAAGUUAAAAACAUUUGAAGAUUCGAAAAUUUGGGAAUUGGAGAUGAUCUCCGCCCAAGGGCUGAUCGCGAAGGACAAGAGCGGCACAUCUGAUCCAUACGUGACCGUCCAAGUCAGCAAAAUGAAGAAACGCACCAAGACCAUGCCAAGGGAAUUGAAUCCAAAUUGGAACGAGAAGUUCUACUUCGAGUGCCACAACUCGUCCGAUCGAAUAAAAGUGAGAGUAUGGGACGAGGACAACGAUCUGAAGUCGAAGCUGCGGCAGAAGUUGACGAGGGAGAGCGACGACUUCCUCGGCCAGACGAUCAUCGAGGUGCGCACGCUGAGCGGCGAGAUGGACGUGUGGUACAAUCUCGAGAAGAGGACGGACAAGAGCGCGGUAUCCGGCGCGAUCAGGCUGCACAUCAGCGUCGAGAUCAAAGGCGAGGAGAAGGUCGCGCCUUAUCACGUGCAGUACACCUGCCUGCACGAGAAUCUCUUCCACAGCCUGUGCGAGAAGAACGACGGCGUGGUGGCUCUACCUCAGGCGAAAGGGGACGAUGCCUGGAAGGUGUACUUCGAUCCGCCUGGCGAGGAACUCGUCGACGAGUUCGCCAUGAGAUACGGCAUCGAGAGUAUCUACCAAGCAAUGACACAUUUUCACUGCCUCUCCACGAAAUAUCUGUACGCGGGUGUGCCAGCGGUAAUGUCUACCCUAUUGGCGAACAUAAACGCGUACUAUGCUCACACGAGCGCGGGUUCCGCUGUUUCGGCCAGUGAUAGAUUCGCCGCCAGCAACUUUGGGAAAGAGAAGUUUGUGAAAUUAUUGGAUCAGCUGCACAACUCUCUGCGAAUCGAUCUGUCGAUGUACCGAAAUAACUUCCCCGCCUCCAGCCAGGAGAAGCUGAUGGACCUGAAGAGCACGGUCGAUCUUCUCACGAGCAUCACGUUCUUCCGUAUGAAGGUGCUCGAGUUGUCCAGUCCCCCAAGAGCGAGCACAGUGGUGAAGGAUUGCGUGAAAGCGUGUCUCCGCUCGACCUAUCAGUUCCUCUUUGAAAAUUGCUUCGACAUCUACAACAGGGAGUUCCAAGUGGAUCCGAGCGAGACGAAGAGAGAAGCGAAGGAUCACAGCCCUUUCUUCGAGUCGCUCGACUUCUGGCACAAGCUGAUCGCGCUGUUAGUUUCGGUGAUGGAAGAGGAUAAGAACAGCUACGCGCCUGUAUUGAAUCAGUUCCCUCAGGAGCUGAAUAUCGGUCAAUUGUCGGCGGUCACCCUGUGGUCCUUGUUCGCGGUGGACAUAAAGUACACCUUGGAUGAACACGUGUACCGGAGGAAGUCCAAGUCCUCGGCCUAUAUGAACCUCCACUUCAAGGUCAAGUGGUUGUACAACAAUUACGUGAACGACGUGCCGCCUUAUAAGGGCGUGGUGCCUGAUUAUCCCACGUGGUUCGAGCCGUUCGUCAUGCAGUGGCUGAACGAGAACGAUGACGUCUCACUGGAAUAUCUCAACGGUGCCUUCAACAGAGACAAGAAGGACGGAUUCCAAAAGAGCAGCGAGCACGCGCUGUUCAGCGUCUCCGUCGUCGACGUCUUCACACAGUUAACCCAGUGCUUCGACGUGGUCUCGAAGCUGAAUUGCCCCGAUCCAAAUGUCUGGAACAAGUACAUGAAUAGAUUCGCAAAGACCAUUGCGAAAGUGUUGGUUGCGUACGCAGACAUCAUGAAGGAUGACUUUCCAAACCACCUGAAGGAGGAACGACACGCUUGUAUCCUCAUGAACAACAUUCAGCAACUUCGAGUGCAAUUGGAGAAGAUAUUCGAGUCGAUGGGCGGCGAGGAACUGGAGGACAUAACGUCAAUCAUUUUAAAGGAACUUCAACAGCAACUAAAUGGAGUGCUCGACGAUCUGGCUAUGCUGUUCGCGAAGAGUUUGGAGCCGAGGAUAACAGUCUCGGUGAAGGAGCUAGGAGAUUUAUUGUUAAGUAUCAAAGGCGGUGGACAAGUGUCGCAGCCUGCGCAAAGGAACAACGUUGCUGCCGAUGCCGACGAGGUGCUGCGUCCUCUGAUGGAUCUUCUUGACGGAAGUUUAUCGUUGUACGCUGAGUCCUGCGAGAAGACUGUGCUGAAGAGGCUGCUGAAAGAGUUGUGGAAGAUCGUCAUGAGGAUUCUGGAGAAGACAGUGGUACUUCCGCCGUUGUUGGACAAGAGCAUGAUGUUCAAGAAUCUGACGGACAACGCGAAGAACCUAGCGGCGAACGCGAAGAUAGAAGACAUGUCGAAACUGUUCAAGAACCACAUGGUUGGCAAACCGGAUGUGAAGAACGCGCUGAGCGGUGUAAUAGAUAUUUCCAAGGAAGUGGAGAAGAAUCUGUCACCGAAACAGUGCGCGGUUCUCGAAGUGGCUCUCGACACCAUCAAACAGUAUUUCCACGCAGGCGGGAACGGUCUGAAGAAGACGUUCUUAGAAAAGUCGCCAGAGCUGCAGAGCUUGCGAUACGCUUUGAGCUUGUACACGCAAACAACGGACACUCUCGUCAAGACGUUUGUCACGUCUCAGAUCAACCAAGAUACUGCCGGUACAGAAGAGAGCUCGGUUGGAGAAGUCAGUAUUCAAGUGGACCUGUUCACACAUCCUGGAACUGGCGAGCAGAAGAUCACCGUCAAAGUUGUCGCUGCGAACGAUUUGAAGUGGCAGCUUGCUUCAGGAAUGUUCAGGCCGUACGUUGAAGUGAACUUGAUCGGGCCACAUCUGACCGGCAAGAAGAGGAAGCAGUCGACAAAGUCAAAGAGCAAUAAUUGGUCGCCACAGUUCAACGAGAGCUUCGACUUCAUGAUCGGCAACGAGCAGCAGCAACUCGACUUCUACGAGUUGCACAUCUGCGUGAAGGAUUACUGCUUCGCGAGGGAGGACAGACUGGUCGGCGUGGCAGUGAUACAGCUCAAGGAUAUAGUCGAGGAAGGUUCGUGCGCGUGCUGGUUGUCGCUCGGCAAACGAAUCCAAGUGGACGAGACCGGCUGGACAAUCCUGAGGAUUCUUUCGCAGAGGAACAACGACGAUAUCGCCAAGGAGUUCGUGAAGCUGAAGAGCGACAUCAGGCAGGAGACACCGUUACCGAAUCCCACCUGAAGCUCUGGAUUGAAGCGUUAAAGCCACGACAGCGAAGCGAUGCGAUCCUUCGAGUUUGGAAAGAGCUCGAGGGAGGAGAAGGAGAGGGGCAUUGUCCACAGGGGAUACCAAUAUAAGCGUUCGGCCGUCGUUGUCGAGAAUGAAGUUUUUCAAACGAACAAACAACCAACCAA